This is a messenger RNA of Paramuricea clavata, 4719 nucleotides long. NCBI's taxonomy places the organism in Eukaryota, Metazoa, Cnidaria, Anthozoa, Malacalcyonacea, Plexauridae. The record is from the annotation of a GenBank genome assembly.
UAUUCCUGGGCGACUGGGCACGAGAUUGAGAUUGAUCCAAAACAAAACAAGUGUGAUUUCCAUCCGAAUUUUACACAUAAAGCUGUGUAAAUAUUACAAAGAAGAAUAAAGACUUACAUGUAAAUUUUUCGAAUUUAGACCACGGUUGGUUUGCGUAUUGAUUUUGUUCGAGGUUUAUAAUUAUUUUCUAUGUUAAUUUUGUGAUUAUUACGUGCUAUCACUGCGAUGAAUCACAUGAUUGUGCUGUGUAUUUUCUAAAUUUUAUAUUUAAUGAUUUUAAUGUAUUAUAGCAUGGAGAAGAAUGAAGAGGAAUUACUAGUUGUCCCUAACGACACCACGUAAGUACUUAAUCGUAUAUGUUGAAAACUUGAUAAUAAAUUCGAUACAAUGUCAAUGUACGUAGCAAAUGUUCAACAGGAAGUCAUAUAUAAAACGAAGUGACUAUACAGGCGGCAGCCGACUAUUUAGUAAACUGCCGGCUAUAUAGUAACUAUAGUUAAAGUUGAAUUUUUAUAAGUUAAACUGAUUCCAACCCCAAACCCUUCUCUAAACCGCGGCCUAACCCCUAACCUUUUGAGAGUUACGGGCCACAUCCAUAUUCAUGUAGUCACAAAUAACGUUGAAUCGAUGUUAUUACUUCACCCACCCACCCACCCACUCCAGAUAACGUCGAAUGAUAUUCAGCCAUAUUUUGACUUUGGUAUUUAUAAUACAAAAGCUGUACUGUGAUAGGUACUUUGGACAUUAAUUGUCAAAUUGUCACUCAUUAAGUCAACAAGUUCACAUAAAAACCCACCCACUCAUAACAUCGAUUCAACGUUAUUUGUGGCAACAUGAAUAUGGACGUGACUUCACCCCCUGGAAAAAAAGUUUAAAAAAUUUUAAGAACAAACAAAACAAAACACAACCCGACCCGGACUGUGUUUCACUUUCCACACGCAGUGCCUUUACCGUAUACGCUAAUGGCAAGCUCAGUAAAAGCUAGUGCAAAAAGGCUUUACCAGCUCCAUGAUGAAGGGACUUUUGCUCAACACAUAGAGUGUGUUGUGUAGCCAUUGUAUUCUGUACAUGUUUUAAUACUGGGAUACUUGAUGCUGAUGAUUUUUUCUGGGACACCUGACGUUGUUCCUACUAACAGGGUGUUAGCUACAGUCAAAAAUUCCGCUUUAAACGCCGUUUUCCCAAUUACCUUGAGGUCGCAAUUUCCCAAUUUGGGUCAGCCAAAAAAUAGUUAUAGAAAUUCAAUGUUGUUAAUACGCCAUUAAAAACAUGUUUAUAAUUAUACUGUACAUUUGCUCAAAAUUACUCCCAAAAUGUGGGAAAUGCCAUUUCAAAGACACAAAAAUUUUAAAAAUCAAGAGGGCAACCGCAUGCCCCCAGACCCACAAAGAAAUGCCCGGUUUCAGGCUAAAAUAAAUUUCCCAAUUUCAGGUAAACACAGAUUUUUUUACUUCUGGCUAACACCCUGACUAAUCUGAAAACAAUUUCUAUAUAUAUACUGUACACUCUCGUUAAACAGUUAUAAAAGAUAACGUAGAAAGCCCUCAAAUGAUUCUGUCACUUGAAUAUCAAGAACAAUUAGGUUUGUAAACCUUGGUGCCUGUCAUGAAAGGCCGAAAGCGAGGCUUGGUAGUGAACUUAUGGUUAAUUACUAUUUCUCAGGGAUUGUGAGGACCAAGACUUGAAAGAAAAGAAGCCUAACACGGGUUGGAGCCAGACAAAUUUUCUUUGGAGAGGCUUAAAUUUUGCCAUGGCUUGCUUUUUUGCAAUGGCUGCUUAUGUACAAGUACGUGGGCUCAUUAAGUUUGUAUAAUUAUAGAACUAGGUUAUAUUACAGCCAAUUAAAUCUUUGUUUCCUGUUUAAUUGUGUAGCUCAACGAUCCUGAUCCUCUUGUGUGGAUGGUAUGACUUAUAUGUUACAAUUCUAGUUUGUUCGGUUUCCUUAAUGACUCCUCCUGAAUGUUUCCUGACUCUCACAGCAACGCUUUUCAUGUGGAGUUUUACACAUUCCACUGAGGAGGGUCAAGCCAGCAAUAUGGUGGGCAUGUGUUUAUUUCUGGGCGGUGGUGAGACAUAAUUUAAAAUACAUUUUUUUUGCUGCCCACAAAAUAAAGCUUGCAACACAGGCUAGCACAACAUGAAGUUACAGAUUCAUGUCCCAUGUUGGAAUUUUUCAAGACGAUUGUUAACUUAUAUCUUUUUAGUUUGUUUAUUCAGUUCCGGCCUGUUUGUGCAUAGCAACAGCAUUUUCUCCCGAGGUUCAAGGUUUGUGGAAACAUUCACUUCUCAUUGCAUAAACAUACAUUGUGACAACCUGAUACUCAGGGUUUUUACUUCCGGGUUUCGGGGAGGUGGGGUAGCAGAAGUGAAAACCCUGAGUAUCAGGUUGACAUUGUGAUAGCCUACAUUACCAGACAACCUACUGUACCUGAUAGGCAGACUCGUCAGGGGGAGAGUGCUGCCAUUCAAUGGGUUAAUUAAUGAUGUUGUCUUUAUGAAUAUUUUCUUAUUUUGCAGAUCAUACUGUGUGGCAAUCUUUGGCAACCGCUGACGUUGUCGGCAGUUUGGCUGGAGCAAUAUACCUUGCUACAGCUAUUAGACCCCAAAUGCAAAAAGAUGCCAUCAAUAACCCGCUGGUUUUGGAAGAAGGAAGGUUUGUCUUGGUCACAAUAAAUAGUUAUCAUAAUGGGGCUAGUAUUCCAAAGGUCGUAGGUUCGAUUCCCACUGUGGCCGGGCAUAUUUUUCAAGCCUGCCCGGUGUGGAUACACACUCAGAGUAACAUCACAAGCAUUAUAAUGGUAGUUACAUGUAAAUUAGUAUGACUACAUUCAGUUCACUGGAUGGGCAAAUUUAAUAGGAUUUUGGACAUUUCAUUUGAUAGAACUAAUUGUAGUCAACUUCUUGUCAUAAAAUGUGCAAAUUCUUUCGUUCAUAGAGAAAUGUCAGGACUGAUCAUAGUAAUGUUCUGGAUAAGCCUGUGUAAAUUUGUUACAUGGUACAGUCAAAGGUGAGAGUGAAUGGCAUAGUUCUGACUAAUGUAACAUCACUUAUAUCUAUAACCUUUUAAAACAUUUUAUUCUGGAUGCAAACAUUAUAUUUCAGAAAAGGCAAUGUUCCUAUUUUAUUUUGGAUUUCAAUUCUGGUGCUGUGCUUCGUACCAUUCACACUGUGGGCUUACUGCUACAGAAACCUCGAUAGGAAGAUUUUGCCUCAACAUUGCAAGGACAUGCUCUGAACAACGACGGGAUAACAUGUACUCCAUAUCUGUCAGGCGAUGGAGACUGGUCAGGAAACUAGUUGUAUAACUUAAUUAGAUUACUACACAAUAUCAUGUAGUGUGGCAUCUUGUCAAAGCUUUAUUUCAUGGCCAGUCAGAUGGCUUUCAGUUGAUUACAUUGCAAUGUAUCAUCUAGUCUAGACUUUUUAGAAACAGCAAUUAGUGCAGACUAUCGCCCGUAUUCUAAAAGCUCACUCACACUCAAUGAGUGGAGGUUCAAUCUGAGCUUCUCUUAGGUGCCAGUGCAGUUUUUGAAUAGCUAAGGGUUAGUAUUGUACCUUAAUAUGUGACUACUCACCCUCCAGCUAUUCAAAAACAGCACUGUGACUGGCACUCAAGAGAAGCUCAGAUUGAACUUGUGAGUGAGCUUUUAGAAUACAGGCGUAUAUGUAGGAACCAAACAUACAGUAGUAUUUUAUUAAAGUGUGUAAAACAUGCAUUUCCUCAAUUUGUAAAAUAAUUGUUAUUGCAUGUGAUGCAGUCAAAAAAGAAUUUAAAUUAACCAAUGCUUUUAGAAGGAACGUUCUCAAAAUCUUGAUGAAUUGCUUGAAGUUGGGAAAUGUGAACCAAUCAAAUUUUUUUCAGAACACUUCUAUUGACACGACUGUAGUAUGAAUUGUAUAAUAGGCAUGUAUAGAUAGUUAUUUAGUUUAAUAAAGCAUUAGUAAUGCAACUCACACAUAUUGAAAGUUUUAUUUUAUUUUGGUUGUACACACAUCUAUUAUUUUUUACAUUUUUAUUCAACCAAUGUUACUGGCACUACUGUACUAAUGAUAAACAAAAAGUACUGUAACUAUAAUACUUCGAUUGUCCCGAUACCAACUGUGAAUGUCUACACUUCCAUUUUAAGCAGUGCUAUUGCCAGUACUGAUAAGCUUUAUAUCCCAUGUAAAUACAGACUGCGAACGAGCCAACGUUAUGAAGAAUUUUUCUAUAUUUGUCAUUCUUAUAAACUAACACGAUAGGCGAUGGUGAAGUCAAGCGUUCCAGAGGCACCUUUACCAAAUUAUGACUAUCGUAUUCAACCUGGUAUUUGCAACUUGGAUCAAAUUGCCACGAUAUAUCGUACAGCGCCGUUAACAACAAACUUGUGCCGCCCAAAGUCAUGCUGACGAUCGUUCUAUUAUUUGGCGGGAGGAAUAGCGGUGAAGCCAAACACCCGAGACUACACAAUACUGACGAUUUAUGAAUAAAAUUUCCAACACGGAUCCAUUUUGAAAUUUGGUCGCCCAGUACCUUUGGCUCAAUCACGAUCAUCAGAUACUGUCGGUUCAAUGCGAAUUCAAGUUCUGUGUCGUAAAGCUCUUGCGUCAAAUUUUCAUCAAGGUCAGGGUCAUCUGCCUCAUGGAUAACGUGGCAUUCCUCGUCAGGGCUUUCCAUUAAUGGGCUAUAAAAUACAUAUAAUUAUGUCAGUUAAUAAACAACUAUAGGCACAUUUGUUG